AUGGCACAAAGAAUCCUCCUCAUCAACGGCCCCAACCUCAACCUGCUGGGCACGCGUGAGCCACACAUCUACGGCUCCACGACCCUCGCCGACGUCCUCGCCCAGGCACAGGCCCAGGCGCAGCAACUCUCGGUCUGCGUCGACGCCUUCCAGUCCAACCACGAGGGCGCCAUCGUGGACCGCAUCCAAGCCGCUGCGGGCUUUGGCCCCUUGGUCGGCGGCCAGCAGGCGACCGACGCCGAGGCGUUGCGCGCCGACGCCGUCAUCAUCAACCCUGGCGCGUUGACGCAUACGAGCGUCGCUAUCCGGGAUGCGCUGCUGGGCACGGGCCUGCCGUUUGUGGAACUGCAUGUGUCGAAUGUGCAUGCGCGGGAGCCGUGGCGCAAGCAUAGCUACUUGAGUGACAAGGCGGAGGCGGUGAUCUGCGGGAUGGGGGUCUUUGGGUAUACGGCGGCGAUUGAGUUUGCGGCGCGGCAUAUCAAGAUCAAGGGCGGGUCGUCCAGGCUGUAA
Messenger RNA from Purpureocillium lilacinum, 510 nucleotides. RefSeq lists its product as uncharacterized. Gene Ontology annotation, biological process: quinate catabolic process. Gene Ontology annotation, molecular function: 3-dehydroquinate dehydratase activity. Lineage: Eukaryota; Fungi; Ascomycota; Sordariomycetes; Hypocreales; Ophiocordycipitaceae. The record is from RefSeq and is a predicted model, not a curated record.